Molecule: messenger RNA, 1059 nt
Organism: Gekko japonicus
Lineage: Eukaryota; Metazoa; Chordata; Lepidosauria; Squamata; Gekkonidae
Product: glucose-6-phosphatase-like
Biological process (GO): glucose 6-phosphate metabolic process; gluconeogenesis
Cellular component (GO): membrane
Molecular function (GO): glucose-6-phosphatase activity
Source: RefSeq, a predicted model, not a curated record
AUGGAAGCCGGCAUGGACCUCCUCCACCACUCGGGCAUCCAAGCCACACACUACCUCCAGGCAAGCUACCCGGGGUCCCAGGACUGGUUCCUCUUUGUCUCCUUUGCUGCCGACCUCCGAAACACCUUCUUCAUCCUCUUCCCCAUCUGGUUCCACCUCUGCGAAGCCGUGGGCGUCAAGCUCAUCUGGGUGGCUGUGAUUGGCGACUGGCUGAAUCUUGUCUUCAAGUGGAUCUUAUUUGGACAGAGGCCCUACUGGUGGGUGCACGAGACCGGCUUCUACCACAACACCUCAGCCCCUUCGAUCCAGCAGUUCCCUGUGACCUGUGAGACCGGCCCAGGAAGCCCCUCUGGACACGCAAUGGGUUCUGCUGGUGUGUACUAUGUGACGAUCACAGCCAUUCUCUCCAUCACCCUGGGGAACAAACAACCGUCCUGGAAACACCACUUCCUGCGGUUGGUCUUGUGGGCUGCCUUCUGGGCCAUCCAGGUCUGCGUCUGCCUCUCUCGCGUCUUCCUGGCCGCCCACUUCCCUCACCAGGUCGUCGCUGGCGUCAUCUCAGGCAUGUUGGUGGCCGAGUCCUUCCAGCGUGUCCGCUCCAUCUACGACGCCAGCCUGCAGAGAUACGUGGCCACGACUUUUGCCCUGGGCUUCUACCUGCUGCUCAAGCUCCUGGGCGUGGACCUCCUGUGGACCCUGGAGAAGGCCAAGCGGUGGUGUGAGAACCCAGAGUGGGUCCACCUGGACACCACGCCCUUUGCCGGCCUCCUGCGCAACCUGGGCGUCCUCUUUGGGCUCGGCCUGGCGCUCAACUCCCCGAUGUACCUGGAGAGCUGCAGGGGGAAGCUGGGGCAGCGGCUGAGCUUCCGGCUGAGCUGCGUGGGCGCUUCCCUCCUGACCUUGCACCUCUUCGACUCUUUCAAGCCUCCGGCCAAGGUGGAGCUCCUGUUCUACCUGCUCUCUUUCUGCAAGAGCGCUGCUGUGCCCCUGGCGGCCGCCGCCCUCGUCCCGUACUGUGUCUCCCAGCUGCUCAGCCAGAAGGAGAAGAAGGACGCAUAG